Durusdinium trenchii is the source of this 315-nucleotide messenger RNA. Lineage: Eukaryota; Dinophyceae; Suessiales; Symbiodiniaceae. The record is from the annotation of a GenBank genome assembly.
AUGCAGCUUUGUGCAGAGAAGGAGAUGGUGUAUGACCCCAGCCUGCCGCGUCGCAGCAGUUCGAGGGAGGAAGGCAAUGAAACAAGAGGACAUUUUCCAUACAUUGAUGAAAGGGUCAGCAUGCUUGACGAGGUGACUCUAGACAAGAUCCUCAGGAUUCGACACAAGACCAACAGCCGGCGGCAUCCAAAGUGGCAAGAGAUUCAAUAUUGGAUCAAACGCUGGCAUCGCUUCUACCUUCGGAGGAGAGCCGUCAAAAGGGCUGAAGAGAGGGGCACCGAGGCUCAACUCAAAAAGGCUCUGGCAUCAUCAUGA